Aspergillus pseudonomiae is the source of this 2163-nucleotide messenger RNA. Its product is annotated as putative arginine transporter. The transcript is spliced from 2 exons. Gene Ontology annotation, biological process: amino acid transmembrane transport. The coding region runs from base 235 to 1920 and encodes 561 amino acids. Gene Ontology annotation, cellular component: membrane. Lineage: Eukaryota; Fungi; Ascomycota; Eurotiomycetes; Eurotiales; Aspergillaceae. Gene Ontology annotation, molecular function: amino acid transmembrane transporter activity. The record is from RefSeq and is a predicted model, not a curated record.
CUAUGCUCGACGCCGACGACAACCACUGUACCCCGUUCCUUUGGGUUGAGCACUAGUUUGCUCCACAAAAUAGAAAGGCUCUGCCCGCUGGAGUGCAGUGGUGACUCAAAAAGAAUUCCGGUGGAGCCAGCUCUUCCAACCUUUUCCUCACCUAGAACCUUUCGACUUCUGCAUCUCACGACUUGCUCUUCGACCUAGCCUCACCCUCAGUUAUCGGACUAUCUAGGUCCAAACAUGGCCUUCGAGGACGUGUUUAACGUCACGCCAAAAUCCGAGAGAAAAGAAGCAAUGGCCAACGAUGAGGCCUUUCAGGUCAAUGCUACCACCCCGUCGUCCGAUUUGAAGGACAUGGACUGCGAGAAGCAUGGCGCCACUCGCGAGUCGAACCCAGUACCGGAUCUAAAGCGCCAGCUCAAAAGCCGGCAUCUGCAAAUGAUUGCCAUUGGUGGUACAAUUGGUACAGGUCUUUUCAUCAGCAGUGGCACCGCCAUCGGUACAGCAGGCCCGGUAGGCGCUUUGAUUGCAUAUCUCUUCGUCGGCUCUAUCGUGUACUCCGUCAUGCAGGCCCUGGGCGAAAUAGCAAGUUAUCUGCCAAUUCAAGGAGCGUUCACGUCCUACGCAGCUCGAUUGAUCGACCCCAGUCUUGGUUUCGCCAUGGGAUGGAUCUAUUGGUUUUCCUGGGCCAGCACCUUUGCACUAGAGUUGACUGCGACGGGCUUGAUCAUACAGUUUUGGGACAAGGAUAUCAACAUCGCCAUUUUCAUCGCAGUGUUCUGGGUGGUUAUUACUUGUUUCAACUUCCUACCUGUUAGCUUUUACGGUGAGCUGGAAUUCUGGUUUGCUAGUAUCAAGGUGAUCACGGUUAUUGGAUUCAUGAUCUUUGCAAUUUGUAUUGAUGCCGGGGUCGGUGAUAAAGGAUAUCUGGGAUUCACCUAUUGGACUAAUCCAGGUCCAUUCGCACCUUACGCCGAUAUUUCUCCAGACUCAACAGCCAAAUUCGUGAGCUUUUGGGCUGUGCUUAUUCAGGCGGGUUUCUCAUACCAGGGCACGGAAUUGGUUGGUAUUGCAGCAGGCGAAACUGAAAAUCCCCGCAAGACCAUUCCUUCUGCGAUCCGCAAGACUUUCUACCGCAUUCUGUUCUUCUUUGUAUUGACCAUCUUCUUCAUCGGCCUGUUGGUGCCCUACACCAACGAAGACCUGGUUAAGGAUGGAAACGAUGCAAACUCUUCACCGUUCGUCAUUGCGGCCAGACUUGCGGGCGUCAAGGUCCUGCCUCAUAUCAUCAAUGCCGUCCUGUUAACUGUUGUGCUUUCCGCCGCCAACUCCAAUGUCUACAGUGGUAGCCGUAUCCUAAUCGGCCUGGCUCAAGAAGGGCUUGCCCCGCGCUGGUUCAAGAAAACGUCGAAAAAGGGAGUGCCCUACUACGGCGUCAUGUUCACUGCAGCGUUCGGCUUGCUCGGUUUUAUGAAUGUGUCUAAUGCUGGUAGUACGGUGUUCAACUGGCUCCUCAACAUCGCGGGUGUGGCAGGCUUCAUCACUUGGUGUUCCCUAAAUGCCUGCCACCUUGCGUUCAUGCGAGCUCUGAAAGCUCGCAAUAUGUCUCGUGACCUUCUUCCCUUUAAAGCGAUGUGGCAGCCCUGGUAUUCCUGGUAUGGGCUUUUCUUCAACACAUUGAUUAUUUUGACUCAAGGUUUCACUGCUUGGAUCCCAAGUUUCAGUGUAACGGAUUUCUUUAUCGCCUAUAUCAGCUUGAUUCUCUUCGUGGUACUCUAUCUGGGACAUAAAAUCUUUUAUCGCACGUCGUUUGUUCCCCCACUCGAGGCCGAUAUCGACACGGGUAGGGUUGCUCUUGAAAACGAGUCAUGGGAAACCACCACGACGAAGUGGUAUCAAAGGAUCUUCCGCUCGUUUCGAGGUUAAAUGAGACGUUUGAAUUACCCACGAGAGUAUCGCUGGCAUUUUCGAGCGAUCCCAGGUCUUUCCUUUAUAAUUUUCUAUUUUGAUUUGCUUCUUUUGCACAUAGGAGACGAGCAUAUUUAUAUAUAUAUAUGUGUGUGUGUUAUAGACAUAUAUAUAUCUUUGAGUAGGCUGCUCGCUGUCGACUCAAAGGAAACCGGACUUGCAUGGUGGGACGAUGGAUGAGGGUGUCAUAUAUACACGGGU